AUGUUGCAGGACAAGCAUCCGGACAAUGACAUCUACCUCCCAUUUGUCAAAUCGAUGCACAAUAUUCUCUCUGCCGCUGAGCAAUCGGGCACUGUAAAGCGUAUUGUGUUUACCCAAGCUGGAGCAGCUAUGGUGCACCCUAACGACGGAGAUACACUAGGCACAGACAUGAAUAUGCCUCUCAACGAGCAUACUCCUGUGCAUUCUGGACUACUACCCCUUAAGCCACCUUUUGCCUCACCUCAUCACGCCUACUGCGCAGCAAAAGCCCAAUGCAUGACCAUUCUUAAGAACCUUCGCGCGUCUGGCAAAGCGCCAUUCUCAAUUGUUCAAGUCGUUCCCGGGACUGUGAUGGGGCCCUCUGAGCUAAUCUCCACGAAAAUUGAAGCGAGAAACAAGAUGGACCGCAUGUCUCGUGCACUUCUCUUCAACGAGCCAAAACCACGUUACCUAUUCGGUUUCGUGCAUGUGGGAGACUGCGCCAGAGUUCACGUGGAAGCCUUGGACAAGGUCAAGAUCACUGACGACGAGAUACCCGAUUGGUUCAUCGCGGCUGCAUCUAGUGAUAACGCGAAGAGUGGUGAGCAAACCUGGAAAGAAGCCGGCAACGCUAUCGAAAGAAAUUUCAAGGAUGAGAUUGCCAGCGGUACUCUUACAGUUGGGAGAGACAAUGUGCCUACAAACAUGCCAUUCUACGUGGACUCUGUGCUGACAGAGACGAAGAUUCUUGGCCAUGACAAGUUCAAGAGUCUCAACGAGUGUUUGAAAAUAAUUGCGGAAUGGUACAAAGACUUGGCAUGA
Didymosphaeria variabile is the source of this 801-nucleotide messenger RNA. RefSeq lists its product as uncharacterized. The coding region runs from base 1 to 801 and encodes 266 amino acids. The record is from RefSeq and is a predicted model, not a curated record. The transcript is spliced from 2 exons. Lineage: Eukaryota; Fungi; Ascomycota; Dothideomycetes; Pleosporales; Didymosphaeriaceae. Gene Ontology annotation, molecular function: oxidoreductase activity, acting on the CH-OH group of donors, NAD or NADP as acceptor.